AUGGCUCAACAACAGAAUGACAAUGUGAUGCGGAGAAAGCUGGUCAUUAUUGGAGAUGGUGCUUGCGGGAAGACCAGUUUACUGAGUGUAUUUACGCUUGGUUAUUUCCCAACUCACUAUGUUCCCACAGUAUUCGAGAACUAUGUCACGGAUUGCAGAGUUGAUGGUCGAUCUGUUCAGCUGGCUUUGUGGGAUACUGCAGGUCAAGAAGACUAUGAAAGAUUGCGGCCACUCGCGUAUUCCAAAGCGCACGUUAUUCUGAUAGGAUUUGCUGUGGACACGCCAGAUUCCUUGGAAAACGUAAAGCACAAGUGGAUUGAGGAAGCAAACGAGCGAUGUCCCGGCGUACCCAUCAUCCUUGUCGGAUUAAAGAAAGAUUUGCGCGAAGAUCCUCUCGCGAUUGAAGAAAUGCGGAAGAAGUCCCUACGCUUCGUCACAUCUAGGGAAGGAAGCGAAACUGCCACGCAAAUCGGCGCCAGGAAGUACCUCGAAUGCUCGUCUUUGACAGGAGAGGGAGUAGACGACGUUUUCGAAGCCGCUACGCGAGCCGCCCUUCUUACAUUCGAUAAGCGGAAGACCUCAUGUUGCAUCGUGCUAUGA
Messenger RNA from Aspergillus lentulus, 600 nucleotides. The record is from RefSeq and is a predicted model, not a curated record. Lineage: Eukaryota; Fungi; Ascomycota; Eurotiomycetes; Eurotiales; Aspergillaceae.